UUGCGUUUCUGUUUCUCCUGUCUUGCUUUAUAGGUCUCUCUUCUUAAACUCUACUUUAAAUAGUUUUAAAUCUUUCCAAGUACAAAUUAGCCUUUUCAUCUGGUACACUUCUACAUUUUUCCUGAAGGUGAUUGGGCAAGGUUUUUCAUCUGAUACACUUCAUCUUCCACCAGACGAUUGUGCAAGCCGACAUUUGUGUGCAAACUACAUUUCUAACAAGAGGUUUAAUAAUGACAUCACAAACAAAAUUAAGUCUUCGUUUUGUCACCUGGAACACUUGUGGUAUUAAAGAAACCCAAAGGUCACCCGGAAAGAUUUCUAAGUUGUUAAAAACCCUUCAAGACCUUCGAGCUGACAUUGUCUUUUUACAAGAAACACAUCUUGGACCAAAGUGUUACAACAUCCUGAAAGAGAAUCCUGGAAAUAACUGGAAAGUGUACUUCACUGUGCACAAACCCCGCAGCAAAGGAGUUGCAAUACUGAUAAGAGACAAAGUUCCGUUUGAGUACAUAUGCCAUGAUGAGGAUUGUAGUGGAGGUUACAUUGUGCUCUUUUGUCGUCUGUUUGGUGAACUAUACACUCUUGUUAACCUGUAUAAGCAUAAGGCAGACAAAGUUGUGUUAGCUAGAUUAAAGGAAUAUCUGAUGGAGACGGCUGAGGGUGUUCUCAUAUGUGGAGGUGAUUUCAACACAGUUUUACACCCCAGCUUUGAUCGUAAUCAAUCAUCUGCAUGGCAUUCACCAGGUCGAGCUAUUUUAGAAGACUUUACUGCAUCUCUGAAUCUAAGAGACACAUGGUCAUACUUACACCCCACUGAGAAGGAUUUUACUCGAAGCCAGAAUGACAGUUACUCUAGAUUAGACAUGUUUUUCCUGCAGGAGGAAAAAAUUAGACAAGUGUGUUCUAGUAGAGUUGCUCAGCAGGACAUUUCUGAUCAUCAUCCUCUUGUCCUAAAACUCAGAGUUCAAAAACAAACUGAAAAAAAGAUCCCAAAUGUUGCCACCAUGUUGCCACGAACAUUUCAGUACCCUCCUAAAAUGUUGGACAGGAGGCCAGGAAAGAUUAGUGGGGCAGAAGUUCUGAGUGCCAUUAAGUCUUUGACAGACUCAGAAAACUGCAGACCUGGUAUAGAUCAAGAGGAAAACUACAAAACAAAUUGCUGUCCACUGACUGAAAGCUUAAAAAUGCAGUUCAAUGAAAACAGAUACAAUUUCAUUCCUAAAACAAGCAGAGAAAAAUGGAUUUUCCACAAAAUUCUAGCAAAACGUCUCAGUGCAUUCAUUACCCCUUCUUUCAAAGGAAAGACAGCAACAAAGCUUGAUAAACUUCACACUGUGACCUUCAAGAAAGGGUCACAGAAAAUAAAGUGGAAUUACAUUAAGAAUAGACUUCUUGACUUGAAAAGGAAACAGCUCCCAUCUGAGCCCCCUGCAGAGUUCAGCAUUCUCUUUUCCCUCCUUCCAUGGGCUGAAAACGCUAAGGUUCGCAAAGAUUUGUUACCUAGUUCUCCACUCACCAAUACUAUCCUCAAUCUGGCUCUGAAACAUCUUGAAACAAAUGUUUACCGCUAUGAAUGGAAGUGUAAGCAGGCUGGACACCUAAGUGGCAAACAUCAUAAGCCUGCAUGUAAGGAGAUCCUGUCUAAAGCUAGUGUUUGCUUUCAACGACAGGUCAUGCUCAUACAUAUGCGGUCAAAAGUAAAAGAUGACGUCUUAUCAGAUGUGCAAAAAUUCCAGGAAAGUUCAGGGCUGGAAAUAAAUAUUACAUAAGAUAUGAAUUUCUGAGCAGAACAGAUAUAUCUGCUCUCUCUCUCUCUCUCUCUCUCUCUCUCCGCUAUAUA
Messenger RNA from Silurus meridionalis, 1840 nucleotides. RefSeq lists its product as uncharacterized. Gene Ontology annotation, biological process: base-excision repair. The transcript is spliced from 4 exons. Gene Ontology annotation, molecular function: phosphoric diester hydrolase activity; DNA-(apurinic or apyrimidinic site) endonuclease activity; double-stranded DNA 3'-5' DNA exonuclease activity. NCBI's taxonomy places the organism in Eukaryota, Metazoa, Chordata, Actinopteri, Siluriformes, Siluridae. The coding region runs from base 231 to 1769 and encodes 512 amino acids. Gene Ontology annotation, cellular component: nucleus. The record is from RefSeq and is a predicted model, not a curated record.